Molecule: messenger RNA, 558 nt
Organism: Lachancea fermentati
Lineage: Eukaryota; Fungi; Ascomycota; Saccharomycetes; Saccharomycetales; Saccharomycetaceae
Source: the annotation of a GenBank genome assembly
AUGAGCCUGAACUUGGAACAAGUUUUAGGAUUUAAAGUAAGGGUUACUAACAUCCUAGAUGUUGUGACUCAAGGUAGAAUUUAUUCUUACAACUCUACCAAUAAUACAUUGACUUUGUUAGUACUAAAGAAACCUCAACAACCGCAUGUCUUCAAAAUUAUCAAAAUUACAUUUAUUAAGAGCCUAGAAGUUAUCGGCGAUAAGCCACUCAGUAGUGGAAUGAAAAGAGAUCCUAUCAAACCCGUUUCUGUUAGUAUAAAAAGAGUUGAAAACUUACUUCGCGAAAAGAUCCUUCAAGCUCGGGAAGAUGAUCUGAUCAUUGGCAAAGGGGUUACGUCAGAAGGCCAGCUUGUCUUCAACACGCUAUACAAAACAGUACCUGAGACCAAAUGGUCCGGAAAGAGCAUCGUGGUUCUUGAUGAAGUUGAGAUUAAUCCCCCUUAUAUGAUAAAGAACAUAAAACCACUUAAUGCGCAAGACGCCAAGUCCCUGGAUCUGGUUCAAAAAAUUGUCGGAGGAGCCUGGAAGAAAAUGGAAAGCGAGAGAAAAGGUGGUUAG